Messenger RNA from Meira miltonrushii, 1691 nucleotides. RefSeq lists its product as uncharacterized. The annotation marks the transcript as partial. Lineage: Eukaryota; Fungi; Basidiomycota; Exobasidiomycetes; Exobasidiales; Brachybasidiaceae. Gene Ontology annotation, biological process: DNA damage response. The record is from RefSeq and is a predicted model, not a curated record. Gene Ontology annotation, molecular function: histone H3K56 acetyltransferase activity. The transcript has 2 exons. Gene Ontology annotation, cellular component: nucleus.
CAAGUCGCCGUUUUUAUAAGCUCGCGUCGCGCUUUCAAUCUUUUUAGGCGUAAUACGCGUUAACAAUUUGGCGUAAAGUUCUCAGAUCUCGAUACAACACAACAACAACAUCAUACCAAGCUUCUUGGCUAUGGCCAAACAUGAAUGGCGAUAACAGUCUGAAUGGUGUGAAGAGCGGGCUCUCAAAUUCAGCGAAAUCUCGAUUGCUGCAAACUGUACGAAGUGCUUUGGACAAUUCAGCUGCUGCAAAAUCCGUUCGUGGCAAGAUUCGAUUGGAAGUGUUGUUCAGUAUACCUCGACAAGCAAGAGAACUUUAUCCGUAUGCUCAUUACGACGCCCAAGAUGCAAGCAAGACUGCAAGAUCGUAUAGUGUUGAAGCAUACAUCGAACAUGUCUUCAUGACUGCAAGUUAUAUAAAUGAGGAAGCAGAAUCAGAAAAAAAGGAAGGUGAACCGGAGGGGAAAACUGGACCAAGGUUGAUGUAUGCCCUAGAGUGUUUCUUGUACACAUUGCCUAAACACAGAUCUGCUGUUCUCUACGUAUCCAAAUUGGACAGCUCAGGAUACGGACCAAGAUUACCAGCAAAACAUCUUCAACCAUUCUUGCCCCGUCAAAAGGAUGACGCAUCUUCAUCGGCUGCUGCACCUUUACAUGCAAGUACAAGUAUCACACGUGUGAUCACAGAAGCAUUUAUUCGGCACUUUGCUAGCUUGGAUCAUUGGAACGGACAGGACAAAAGAUUGCCAAAAGUAGAUCAUCUCUCUUUACACAUCUUGGCACGAGCACAAGGAGCAUACUUAUUCCCUUCUUCCAACGAAAAUAGCACAAAGCAUGUUCUCAGUGAUGGUCAAUUGAUCAAAUGGUGGCGCAGUGUUGUGACAAGUGUGGUAGGAUUGGCAAAGAGUAAUCAGCUAGACGUUCGUCCGUUCUACAUCAUUCCAGGAUACGAUAGAUUGGAAUCACACAUCCUACUACCCUUGCCUUCAGCUGACUCUGACUGGGUGUAUGGCCACCCCUAUUCUCUCAAGGGUGCAGGACUGCCGGACGGUGCGUCGCUACCUCCUCUACCACUCUCUGGACCCACGUUCGGCAAGGAUGGUGAGAUGGUAUUGGCAAGCACGCCAAGUGUAACACCUUCUUCGCUGAAUGCACAGCAUAUAGCCACACUUUUGCCGCAUUUUCCCGAUGAUCCAAAGAGUCGAUUUAUAGCUGAAUUAGCCAAUGACGCUCAUGAGAUUACAUCGAUCUCCCACAAUUCCGUACCACUCAAUAAGCGUAGAGCUGUCGGGGCAGCGGUACCCAUCCCAACACCGGUGGAGCAUGAGAAUGGAAUGCGUGAAAGAUCCGCUUUAGACCGUGUCAGCGCAGAUGAAUUUUGGGCAAGGAUGGCAUUCAGACAGGAAUGUUGUGCGGGCAAUGCAGUUGGUGUAUUCGUUGCAUUGUUUACUCGACAGGUAUUAUCGACUGAUGAGCCUACUGUUACCAAGCCUGUAUCUAAUUUGACAAAUGGCAAUACUGGCGGUGGACGUAGUAUGGCCGGUCAGCCUUUAGCAUUGCCGCAUCAGAUUCUACAAGAUAUCAUCUUUAAACGACUUAUGAUCGAUGACUGUGAUUGGUCAAAAAGUGAAUUAAGCAUCGAUCUUACACGUAAUUGGGAACAAGCGAUCGGACAAGCACUGCAAAGGAAAGGA